Messenger RNA from Rattus rattus (black rat), 1566 nucleotides. It is a transcript of the gene Epm2a, whose product is annotated as EPM2A glucan phosphatase, laforin. Gene Ontology annotation, molecular function: protein tyrosine/serine/threonine phosphatase activity; protein tyrosine phosphatase activity; carbohydrate phosphatase activity. Gene Ontology annotation, cellular component: nucleus; cytoplasm. Bases 24 to 1019 code for a protein of 331 amino acids. The record is from RefSeq and is a predicted model, not a curated record. The transcript has 4 exons. Lineage: Eukaryota; Metazoa; Chordata; Mammalia; Rodentia; Muridae. Gene Ontology annotation, biological process: protein dephosphorylation.
UUCCCAGGACUCGAGUCACCGCCAUGCUCUUCCGCUUCGGCGUGGUGGUGCCGCCCGCGGUGGCCGGCACUCGGCUGGAGCUGCUGCUCGCAGGAUCGCGGCCCGAGUUGGGGCGCUGGGAGCCGCGCGGCGCCGUGCGUCUCAGGCCGGCGGGUACCGCGGCGGGCGCGGCCGCGCUGGCAUUGCAGGAGCCGGGCCUGUGGCUCGCUGAGGUGGAGCUGGCUCCGGAGGAGGAGGCGGCCGAUGGGGCGGAGCCGGGCCGCAUUGACACGUUCUGGUACAAGUUCCUGCAGCGCGAGCCGGGAGGCGAGCUGCACUGGGAAGGAAAUGGACCUCACCAUGACCGAUGCUGCACAUAUAAUGAAAACAACUUGGUGGAUGGUGUUUAUUGUCUCCCAGUAGGACACUGGAUUGAGGCCACUGGGCACACCAACGAAAUGAAGCACACCACAGACUUCUAUUUUAAUAUUGCAGGCCACCAAGCCAUGCAUUAUUCAAGAAUUCUACCAAAUAUCUGGUUGGGUAGCUGCCCUCGACAACUGGAGCAUGUGACCAUCAAACUGAAGCAUGAACUGGGAAUUACGGCUGUCAUGAAUUUCCAGACUGAAUGGGAUAUCAUCCAGAAUUCUUCAGGCUGCAACCGCUACCCGGAACCCAUGACUCCAGACACCAUGAUGAAGCUGUAUAAGGAAGAAGGCUUGGCCUAUAUCUGGAUGCCUACUCCAGACAUGAGCACUGAGGGCCGCGUGCAGAUGCUGCCACAGGCUGUGUGUCUCCUGCACGCGCUUCUGGAGAACGGACACACGGUGUAUGUCCACUGCAACGCUGGUGUGGGCCGCUCCACUGCUGCGGUAUGCGGCUGGCUCCACUACGUCAUCGGCUGGAGUCUGCGCAAGGUGCAGUACUUCAUCAUGGCCAAGAGGCCUGCGAUCUAUAUCGACGAAGAAGCUUUGGCCCAAGCACAGCAAGACUUUUUUCAGAAGUUCGGGAAGGUUCACUCUUCCAUAUGCACUUUGUAGGUGACCAACCACCUCUUCUAACCGCCUUAGUAAGGAACUUGGGGGUGUGGCUAGUGGAAGACCUGGAGACAAAGGCGCCAUCUGAACAGGGGAUGGUGUUACCUGGAGAUACCUUCUAUUGUGGCUUGGUUGGGCUUAGGUGUGAAAUAUUUUACAAAGGAAACUGAAUGCCAUGUGAGAAAACUUCAAAGGACACUGGCAGUGCAAUGAAUGCCCAUAGUUGCUGAUGCCGUGGGCUGGGGGCCUUUGCCUACAGGCUUCGCAUAGAUGCAUUUAUAGAUUUGUGACUCUUUGGCAUGCAAAAGACAAGAGAGUGGUUAAGUGGAUUUUUAUCAUUACUGUGAGUGUCACACACACACACACUCUGCAUGUGUACACACACACACACACACACACACACACACACACACACACACACACACACACACAGCUUUUUACUGAACUGAAAUUGCAGUCAUGGCUUUCUGUAAUUCCCUUCAUCCUGUUUCAUAGUUGUUGACAUCUCUAAGACACCACCCUCCUAAUUUUCCUGUCUUCCCGGUAUGAC